UUUCCAAAAACUAGUUCGAUAUUAUUUAUCAAUUGUUUAAAUAACAUUUUUGUUACUAAGUACAUUUUGAAUCUUGCUUUGUACGCAAGAGGAGUGUUUGCAACUUUUGAGUAGGACAAAUACAAUUAAAAAAAUGCGUUUAAAAUUUUUGGUACAUAUUGCACUUCAAUUUGUAUUAGGAAAUAUUGUGACGGCACAUGUGCAUUUACACUGGUAUCCAACCCAUCCAGCAUUUGACCCUGCAAUAUAUGAAGAAGCUUUGGAUCCAGAAUUAUGUCGUGAACAACUUCGAUUCAUAACAAAUAAUAAUGCGGUAUUAAGAUUAAAAUUUUUGGAGGCUGGUAUGAGACUUCCGAAAGGCUUAACAGAAUUUAACAAUAUUGACAUGGGUUACUACGAUCAAUGUAUCGAUAUACAUGAACCAAUAGAUGAUUCUGUCAUAGAAGGAAAAUUCUGCAUGAUCGAAGGUCCCGUUAGUAGAGAUGUAGCAGAUUAUAUGAAUUGGUCAGAUUUUGACCCUACAUUUUAUAAUAAUGAAACUUUGGAACGAUUGAAUGAGAUUGAAGGAUUGAAAUCAAAACUUGCAGCAAUCGCCAUUGGAGCUGAUGUGUCAAGAACACUUCCAAUAUUGCCAGCAUUAAAUCUUCCAACAUUCAGAAUGGCUCUAUGCGUGCCAAAAACUUGCACUACACAAGAAGGGUUGUCAGGUCUCCUCUUCAACCUCACAAUGUUAGGGUUUCGCUAUAGGGAAGAGUUUUGCCGAUUCAAAGGUGAUAAGCCGUGGGCGCCAGCAGAUUAUGUAGCAAUAGCUAUAUUUUCUUUUAUCGGUCUUUUGACGAUCCUAAGUACGGGUUAUGAUCUACAUCACACAUUUUUCCUUAAAAAAGAUCCACAGGAAACCAGUCCAUUGUUGAAGUCAUUCUCCGUAUACACAAAUGGGAAACGUUUGACGUCUUUUAGUUAUAAUCCUAACAACCUUAACAGUGUUGAUGGCAUCAGAGCUAUAUCCAUGUUCUGGAUCGUUGUUGGUCACACUUAUCUCCUGUUGCCGCAUACUAUAAACGUUCGUUAUGUAUAUUUUGAGUGGAUACUUAGUUUAAAUUCGUUGUGGAUUACUGCUGCACCGUAUACUGUGGACACAUUCUUCUUUCUCAGUGGACUUCUAGUGGUUUAUACGACUGCUGGAAAACUCAGUGGUUCAAAACUUAUAAGGAACAUCCAUCUUUUCUACCUCAACCGACUUCUGCGCAUGUUUCCAUUGCUAGCAGCAAUAGUGUUGCUGCAAGCGUCACUGUUCCACCAUAUAGCUGACGGACCUUUCUGGCAGUGGAACGCGUGGAACACAAACAACUGUCGGACCUACUGGUGGUCUACGUUACUAUAUGUACAGAACUUUCUGAACCCCGCUGAUCAGUGCAUCAACCACACCUGGUACUUAGCUAUCGACAUGCACUGCUACCUCGUUUGUCCAUUGUUCCUAUAUUGGGUGCUGAAUGGCAAUAAGAAACACGCCUGGAUCUCCCUCGCAGCUGGUCUACUUAUUGCUUUAACUAUUGGCACUACGUAUAGCUUCAUCCAUCAGUUCCAAGGAUGGAGUAUCGCUCCUGUACGUGAAGGUGGUAGUGAUGAGUUUCAGCACCUUUAUUACUUCAACACAUUGACUAGAGCCUCACCAUUUUUCGUCGGGAUGAUCUUUGGCUAUCUCAUGAACAUAUGGAAGGGUAGAAAACCUAAUAUUCCUCGUUACGUAACAGCACUUCUGUGGAUCUGCUCGGGUAUUCUUGUCUUUGGACUUAUUUACGUGACGCACCUAAUGAAACUCGAGGGCUGGGACUAUUGGAUCGUAGAUGACCUGGUGAAUUCCUUUGCAAGGUCGGCAUGGGCUGCAGUGGUUGGAUGGGUCAUAUUCGCUUGCCAACACGGUUUAUCAGGUCCCAUCAACUGGUUCCUCUGUCUGGACUUUUGGAAGAUGCCAUCUCGUAUUUCCUACGCCAUGUAUUUGUAUCACUUCCACCUUCAGUUCAUCCUUACUGGAACUGCUCGAGCACCCAUAUUCUUUAGCGAUGGUGUUGCGAUAUACCAUUUCUUCAGUCAAGUGUUGAUGACAUAUGGUAUUUCAUUUUUUUUGACGCUGAUUCUUGACUCGCCAUUCUCUAUUCUAUUCAAGGUGCUCUUAGGAAGUGGAGCAAAAAAGCCAAAAAAAGAAAUCCCGGAUAAGGAGUGAUAGAUACCUGCAGUAGAACUUUAAACUGAAUUUAGAUUAACUUAUUUAUUUUGUAUUAAAAUGUGAGGAGGUAGGUAAGUAUGUUUGAUUGUCACAAAUCAUUUUUCUAUUUUUUGAAAAAAAUAAAAUAAAUAAGUGACGUUAAUUUUAUAACAUGCGCCUGGUAUAAUGAAAUAGCUACAUUCCGCAAUAAUAUUUGCUCUACUCAUUUUGUAAGGUGAAAAUCUAAAUACUUUUUUUAUCUUUAUGACGUGGCCUUGGAAAAAGCAAUCUUAUCAUGAUAAUAAUAUGGAAAGUGCUUAGCCUAUAGUAAGGUAUUUGUGUAAGGUUAGGUUGUUGUUUUAA
Molecule: messenger RNA, 2569 nt
Organism: Pectinophora gossypiella (pink bollworm)
Lineage: Eukaryota; Metazoa; Arthropoda; Insecta; Lepidoptera; Gelechiidae
Product: nose resistant to fluoxetine protein 6-like
Exons: 13
Coding region: 134-2224 (696 amino acids)
Molecular function (GO): acyltransferase activity, transferring groups other than amino-acyl groups
Source: RefSeq, a predicted model, not a curated record